Messenger RNA from Macrobrachium nipponense, 2963 nucleotides. Its product is annotated as tachykinin-like peptides receptor 99D. Gene Ontology annotation, cellular component: plasma membrane. Lineage: Eukaryota; Metazoa; Arthropoda; Malacostraca; Decapoda; Palaemonidae. The record is from RefSeq and is a predicted model, not a curated record. The transcript has 8 exons. The coding region runs from base 467 to 1570 and encodes 367 amino acids. Gene Ontology annotation, molecular function: neuropeptide Y receptor activity. Gene Ontology annotation, biological process: G protein-coupled receptor signaling pathway.
AGCACACGAUUCAAAACGAGGUGACCAUAUCGCCUAAUUUAGUAAACCUACUUAGAUAUUCACCCAAAGACAUUUCCAAUUUCCAAUCAGAACUGUAUGUAUAUGGAGAUUGUAAAUCUCCAAAAGACGCACCUGCUAACAGUCCUAAGGUAGUAUAUAACUUGCUGAAACCUAACUCCGCACAUAGAUUUAGUUUAAUAUUCCGUUAUAUGAAACAGAUAAAAAGAUCUAAUGUACUUUAUUUCCGAUAGGGCAGAGGUUUUAAAAUCAAUUGGAAAGAUCAUCAAUAUGGCAAUAUGAAAUUUUUGCGUAAAAUUUUAAAAAAUUUUAUUUGAAUAAUAGAAGUUGAGAAGGCCGUGAGAGCAUAAAUAGACGUUAAGAUAAAUAGCUUUUAGACCCAAUCUGUUGCUAAUUAAGUUACAAAAAUCCCCACUAACAAAAUAGUAAUAGAUGAAAAGUUUCACCUAUGCGCAUAAAAUUUUCUUCUCUUUCCCAGUUCCAGGCAGCUCUUCUGCAACGCUGGAACCUCCCAGAAUUCAUGUGCGCCUUCUGCCCGUUCUUCCAGACCGUAAGCGUCAACGUGUCGAUAUUCACGCUAACAGCCAUUGCAGUGGACCGUUACAGAGCCAUCGUCUUCCCGCUAAACGCCAGACCUUCAAAAUUUAGGAGUAAGCUGGUGAUUGCAUCUAUCUGGGUGUUUAGCACGACACUGGCAGUGCCCAACCUCAUUGCCCUCAGAGUCAAAGUAGUGAUAGAUGAUGCCACUCAAGAAGAAAAACCCUUUUGUGAUGCCGUCAACAUCGACCCGGUGAUCAUGUGGACCUACUCGCAUGUCAUGGUGGCACUUCAGUUCUUCAUUCCGCUCUUCAUCAUCAGCUUCGCCUACAUCCACAUGGGCUGGGAGCUGUGGGGAGCACAAACCCCAGGAAACGCCGAAGAUGCUCGCGAUGCGCACGUCCUUAAAAACAAGAAAAAGGUUAUUAAGAUGCUGUUCAUGGUGGUUGCUCUGUUUGGGUUCUGCUGGGCUCCCUUGCAGACCUAUCAUAUUUUGAAGGAGAUCUAUCCGGCCAUAAACGAGUACCGUUUCAUCAAUAUCAUAUGGUUCUGCUGUCACUGGCUGGCAAUGAGCAACAGUUGUUGUAACCCGUUCAUCUACGCCAUAUAUAAUGAGAAAUUCAAGCGAGAAUUCAGACACAGAUUCCGGUGCUUCUUCAAGACGCGGACGUCUUCGGACACGAGCGACUUCGAUCGAUCCAGGUAUCAAUUAUCUCUCAGAUCUCCUUUAGAACGCCAAAUGUCUUUGUAUUCAGACAACAGACUGUCGAGAACAGACACUCGCACCGAAGCAACGAUCAUCAACGGAUCGGCCAGGUCUUCCCUCAGAUCAACCCACAGUGCAAUGGAUAGAACUAGUUCGACCAGGGGCAGACCGAGUUUGAACGGAAGCGGAGCGGCCUCGGCUGGAGAAUCUGGAAAUGAUCACCAAGCGGUUCAUGUGUGUGUUCCACUGCUAUCUCACUCACGGCUGCAUCCGCAGAUGUGCCAGCAAAGAGCAGAUACAAAAAUGUAGAAACAAACUCAUGAACUGAAUAAUAUUUCGCCCAGAAAAUACACAAAAAUGUAGAAUUUCGAUUGGGUUAUAAAUUGCCCAGAAUACAGAACAAUGUUGCGUUCUGUAUCGUUCAGUAACUUCCUGUGCUUCAUGGCUGACAAGAAUCAUCUUUUUGUAGUGUUUCCAGUGCUAUGUGGAGUGAAAAUAGAUAGAUUGUGGAUCGGCUUUGCCUAUAACGUGAAUGUAAAGGUUUUUUCAAACAAAAUCAACCUGAAAGAAUUAUGCAUAAGCGGAAUGCGUCCCUGAAAGUUAAAGUGCUUCCAAGGAAGUAUUGUUCAUUGAGGAAAUAAUUGACUCAUUAACCCAGGAAGAUCAGUGUUCUAGACUUUACCUCAAUUCUUUCCGAGAAAUAAUCAUCCGAGUUUCGGUCUUCUCCUACUAUAUUGCAGGGUUCUCUCUAGGUGCUAAUGCUUCCAAUCCAUAUACUUGUGAAAAAUCUUAUAAAACUUCAUAUUAUUUUAGGUCGAAGUACUUGUAUAUAUUUUUCUACCACUUUCGGCGAUUCAUGAAUGACAUCAUUAAAAUCAGUUUCAUUACCUUAACAGGUAAAGGGGGAAUGUAAACACUUAAAUAGACUUAAACAGACAAUAAUAAUUUAUACUCUGCUUUCUUAUUUACAACUAGCACACGACUGCUCAAGGAUGGCAAGAAACACCAAAUAUUUAUUAACCAUAUUAAGAGAUUCAUAUUUGAACAAGAGGACAUAUUUUCUCAGAAUCCAAAAUGAAAAAAUUGGUAUUACCAAGAACAUAGGAAUGGCAACACUGCCAAUCAAGGACGAGUGUGUGUUGAAUCUCAGAUUAGCGCAAGCAAAGUCUACAAGAUGUGGUCAUCUAGAAAGCUUUAAAAAAAAUACCUGUGACUUGCGUGUUUGCUACUUUCUAAUAAAAGGACGCAUCAGUGAAAGAAUGAAUUUAACAUAAGAGCGAAAAGUGAAUAGCUCACUGGUGUUGUGUCGCAGGCACGAGUGUACUACGUGGACUAAGCUGCCUGUGUUCAAGAUAUACAUAGCUUCAAGUUGUCAUCUCUGACAAUGACAGAUUUUAUAGAGCAGAGAAAUGACUGUACAAGAACAAAGAAAAAUUACCUGUGGUGAUACGCUUAUCAUAUGCCUGUUGCAAGGAAUGUAGUUCGUGUUGAUGUAUUGAUUUAGUCCUUUUAAUCUUUUCCGUAUUUUCAUUAAUCAGACGAGAACAUUUUGUAUUAAUAAACUUUCUACUCAUUUGAUCCUGAGCGCUGUAACACCUGUCCUUCUCGGGUGUGCAUGAUUCAUAUGGUAUUUCUCCUUAUGAGAAAUGUCGAUAUCAGUAUUUUUUUUGGAUAUAUACAAUAAAAUAAUCAUUGUUUACCA